Ictalurus furcatus (blue catfish) is the source of this 5332-nucleotide messenger RNA. It is a transcript of the gene ireb2, whose product is annotated as iron-responsive element binding protein 2. Gene Ontology annotation, cellular component: cytosol; mitochondrion. Gene Ontology annotation, molecular function: 4 iron, 4 sulfur cluster binding; aconitate hydratase activity; iron-responsive element binding. The coding region runs from base 95 to 3022 and encodes 975 amino acids. The record is from RefSeq and is a predicted model, not a curated record. Gene Ontology annotation, biological process: tricarboxylic acid cycle; citrate metabolic process. NCBI's taxonomy places the organism in Eukaryota, Metazoa, Chordata, Actinopteri, Siluriformes, Ictaluridae. The transcript is spliced from 22 exons.
UUUGACAGCUGUCUUCUCUUAUGAUUGGUUGGUUUGGUAGAGGGCGUUGCCAUACCUCCUCGCUAGUGGAAUCGUGUUCAUUUCAGAAGUCAUCAUGGCGCUCACUUCCUCACAUCAAGAUCACCCGUUUGGCCAUUUGAUUGACACCUUACCAAGCAAGAAAAAUGACAUUAGAAAAUAUUUCAAUCCUCAGAAGCUUGGAGAUCCCAAGUAUGAGCGUCUGCCGUUCUGCGUCCGUGUGCUGCUCGAGGCUGCCAUCCGGAAGUGUGAUGGCUUCUAUGUGAAAGAGGAGGACGUGUACAGUAUUUUGAACUGGGAAGAGCGUCAGAAUGAGGCCGAGAUCCCCUUCUCUCCAGCGCGAGUACUGUUACAAGACUUCACGGGUAUUCCAGCCAUGGUGGACCUGGCAGCCAUGAGAGAUGCUGUAGCCAAGAAUGGCCUGGACCCCAACCUCAUCAACCCCAAAUGUCCCACUGACCUUAUAGUAGAUCACUCACUACAGAUUGACUUCAGCAAGUGUGCCAUCCAGAACGCCCCUAACCCUGGCGGGGGCGAUGGGCACGGGCCAGGACCUCGCUCUGUUCCUGGCCGUCCGGCUCCACGUAGCCAUCACGCCAGCAGCAGCGGCGCUCAGUGUGGAGGUCAGAGAGGAGGCUGCACCAAGGGCUCCUGCACCGACUUGCCUACUAGAGCCACCGCAGUACAGAUUGAGAACACGCCACUUCUGUGCCCUUUUCACCUAAAGCCUGUUUCCGAGCCUGAGACUGCUCUCAAAAACCAGGAGAUGGAGCUCAUAAGAAAUAAAGAACGACUUCAGUUCUUCAAGUGGUGUUCGAAAGCAUUCAAGAACGUGAGUGUGGUUCCUCCAGACAUCGGCUCAGUUCAUCAAGUUAAUCUGGAGUACCUGUCUCGCGUGGUACAGGAACGUGAGGGUUUCAUUUACCCGGACAGUGUAGUGGGCACAGACUCUCACACUACCAUGAUCAAUGGCCUUGGUAUACUUGGCUGGGGAGUAGGCGGUAUAGAGACGGAGGCAGUCAUGCUGGGUCAGCCGAUCUUUUUCACGCUGCCGCAGGUUGUUGGAUGUAAGCUAGUGGGGUCCGUCAACAUUCUGACUACAUCUAUAGACAUCGUCCUUGGUAUCACUAAGCACUUACGCCAGGCUGGUAUCAGUGGGAAGUUUGUGGAGUUCUUUGGUCCAGGUGUGUGUCAGCUCUCUGCUGCAGACAGAACCACCAUUGCGAACAUGUGUCCUGAAUACAGCGCCACUGUCAGCUUUUUCCCUGUAGACGAUAUCACACUCAAGCACUUUAAACAGACCAACUUCACAGAAGAAAAACUUGAAGUUUUGGAGACUUACCUUAAAUCUGUGAAACUGUUUCGGAGUGCCGCUGACCAGUCAGAGGAUCCACGUUAUACUGAGGUAAUAGAAAUAAACUUGAGUUCCAUCGUCCCCAAUGUGAGUGGACCCAAACGGCCACAAGACCGAGUGCCCGUCAGCUGCGUGAAAGAGGAUUUCCUUAACUGCCUCAAUGAAAAGGUUGGUUUUAAAGGGUUCCAUGUUCCGAGGGAAAAGCAAAGCGCUGUGGUGCCGUUUCUACAUGACGGCACUGAAUACACACUCGUUCACGGAUCAGUCGUCAUCGCUGCUGUCAUCAGCUGCACCAACAACUGCAACCCUUCUGUCAUGCUCACUGCAGGCCUCUUAGCAAAGAAAGUGGUGGCGGCUGGUCUUUCUGUGAAACCUUACAUCAGGACCAGCCUCGCUCCGGGGAGUGGCAUGGUUACACACUACCUCAAUGCCAGUGGAGUGCUGCCUUACCUCAACCAGCUUGGGUUUGAGGUGAUUGGUUAUGGAUGUGCCACCUGCGUAGGAAACACAGCACCUUUACCUGAAUCUGUAGUAGAUGCCAUCAAACAGGGGGAUUUGAUUGCUUGUGGAGUGUUGUCAGGGAACAGGCAUUUCGAGGGGCGUCUCUGCGAUUGUGUUCGUGCCAACUACCUAGCCUCACCCCCUUUGGUGUUGGCGUACGCCAUCGCAGGCACAAUCGGAAUCGAUUUUGAGAACCAGCCGCUCGGUGUGAACGGUGACGGUAAGGAGGUGUUCCUGAAGGAUGUGUGGCCGUCUAAAGAAGAGGUCCAGGAUGUAGAGGAGCACAUGGUCAUCGCCUCAAUAUUCACCGAGCUGAGGAGCAGGAUGCAGAAAGGGAGCACUUUUUGGAACAACCUAGACGCUCCAGAUGCUGUGUUCUUCCCGUGGGAUGCCAAGUCCACGUAUAUCCGCUGCCCUCCAUUCUUCAACAAACUUUCUAAAGAAGUUUGUCCUCCUGGGUCGAUUGAUAAUGCACACGUUCUGCUGUUUCUGGGGGACAAAGUCACCACUGACCACAUCUCUCCUGCUGGCAGCAUCGCACGGGUCAGCGCGGCCGCCAAGUACCUACAGAGCAAACGCCUGACACCUCGCGAAUUCAACUCUUACGGCGCACGCAGAGGGAACGAUGCUGUGAUGACUAGAGGAACUUUUGCCAGCAUCAAACUCCUAAACCGUCUCGUCGGCAAACCCGGCCCCAAAACCGUGCACGUCCCGUCAGGACAGACGCUGGACGUGUUCGAGGCAGCGGAGCGGUACCAGAGAGACAGCAUUCCUCUCAUCAUCCUGGCAGGAAAAGAUUACGGCUCAGGCAGCUCACGAGACUGGGCAGCCAAAGGACCUUACCUACUGGGAGUGAGAGCGGUGAUCGCUGAGAGUUUUGAAAAGAUCCAUAAGAACCACCUGGUGGGAAUGGGCAUCGCUCCUCUGCGGUUCCUUCCUGGCCAGAGCGCUGAAACCCUGGGGCUCUGUGGGAAAGAGAGGUUCUCCAUCUCCAUCCCAGAGCAGAUCACUCCUCAGCAAGAGCUAACUGUGCUGACCAGCACCGGAAAGAGCUUCAGUGUGGUGGCGUUGUUCGAGAACGAGAUGGACGUGGCCUUUUACAGACACGGAGGCAUUCUGAAAUACGUGGCCCGCAGUAUGCUGAAGUAACAUCUCUCUCUCUCUCUCUCUCUCUCUCUCUCUCUCUCUCUCUCUCUCUCUGUGUGCGUGUAUCCAGCGUCCUCUCAGAUUAUUCACACAAACCAUCUCAGGAGCGCUGAGCGAGAACGUUUGUGCUAAGACUGCUGAUCUUCAGCCCGGUCGAGCUACUCGUGUGUGUGUCUGGUUGUGAAGGGCUGUUGUUGGCCCGGCAACAGCUCUGGAUGCAAGCCGGUGACUCUUUCGGGGCUUGGACUCUGUUGUGCCUGUUUUCUGCUGUUUCCUCCAUCACUCUUCCUAAUAAGGCAUCUACCGGAGGACAUGGUUUUUCUUGCACUUAACAACAUUUCUGCUGUUUCAUUCUCUAAAUUCUGCCGUCCCACAGAGAUGCAGAAGAAAUCCAGACUCUACACAAAGUUCUGGUGCUCCAGUUCUGGUGUCCUUGAAAUUCUUUGGGUCGAUUCUGGAUUUGUCCACCUGGCUGGUGGUGCAUGUUUUACGGUGCCUGUUCAGCACGAUGGUGGACACGUUGUUAAAAAUCGGAGGAACUGGUGCUAGGCUCUCACACAGACUACAUGAUGCCCCCCCCCCCACACACACACACACACGACGGUGCUUCUUAAACUGAUACUUACAGUACUUUACGUACUGCUUUAACGCUCGCAGGCCUUUACACAGAUUCCUUUCUGGGGUUUUUUUUGUUUGUUCUUUUUUGUAACAGAUGAUUUUGUUAGUGUACGAAGUCGAACACAAUACCUAACCUCAGUAACCCACUUUUUAAAAGUCCUCAUCUUUGUGAGGAUUUUAAAAAAUGUAUUACAUUUACAUUAUUUAUUUUUGAUUCGAUCCAGCGUGAAAUCAUUUGUUCUUCGGUUUCUGUCUGUUCCAUCACGGAGAGUGAGUGUAAUGGCCUGGACGUAGUAACUGAAAUAAAUAUAGUCUCGUUGUUGUUCCUACAGUGGUGAAUUGUAAGAACCGGCGCUUAUCUGACUGGGAAACUUUUUAAAUAGGUCUGAGCAUCUGGAGAUGUAAAUACUUCACAAUUUCAAAAGAAAACCCAUCACAACAACAAACCACAGGCAAAUAAUCAUUAACAGAAAGCAAACGUAGUACUACGAUACAUUUCUUUUUGAAAAGGUCUUUUAACCACCUUGUAAGUUUGGAUUUGUAACAUAAUUCUGCUGAUUUCAGCCCAGAUAUACUAACGCGAAGACCAGCGUGACAUAUAUGUUUUACGAGGAAAGACGAACAAGACAGUUUACAUUUAAUGCUACAAUAUACAUUUAAUGCUCAGAAAUAAUUCAUGUAGAUCUUGGUAACAUGUUUCUCAAAUUCACACAGUAGGUAUAUAUACUGGUCAUCCAUGUGAGGAACAUGAUGCACUGACUAGCAGAACAUUUUAAGACAAUAUUUAUUGCACCUUUGAUCACAAAGCCACCUGUUAAAAUCCGUCACCAAUAUCCUAAAACGUGUAUUAUGCCAAAUCGGAAUUACAGCUAUAUAUUCCCCUGUUAAUAAUUGUAAUAUCUGCCUUGAAAAGUGUUCUUUUCUAGAUUCCCAUUUUACAUUUUUUUAUUUUAUUUAUUUAUGCAUCUAAAAUCUUACUACAUCAGAUGUGUCUGACAAACAUAACCAUGUAGAGUAGCUAUGGAUGUUGCGCUGUUCCUACUGUUUUGCACCAUUUGUAUAAGAUGACAGUAUGCAACUGCACCUGCCUGUUAGAGACAGUUUGGGAGAAGGUGGGGAAAAAAAACUUUGCUGUUGUAAUUCAUUUUUAAUAAACAUUAUCAAGAACAACAGUGUUGCUUUUUUUCAAAUGUAAAGAUAAGACUUAUAUUAAGAUGGCAUAAUAUAAGAAGUUCCAAAUCAGCCUUAUAUAUCAGUCUCUGAAAUAAUAUUGUUUAACCCAGUCAAAAACUUAUUGCCAUAAACCAUUUCUAAAGAUUUUUAUAACUUUAUAAAUUCUCAAAAGGGUAAAGUAUCCUUUUAUAAAAUAUCCUUUUUACGUUUAGAGAGAAGGGAUUCCCUGUGCCUAGAUUACAUUUAAGAGGAAAUCUAUCCAGUGUCAUGAAUGCACUUGUUAAAAUCCCCACCUACAACUAUGAUGGAUGUCCAUCUUUCAAAACAUGUCUUCAUUAGAAGGCAGCAUCUCUAAUGUAAGGAAGUACCUCUGCUAUAUAUAAAUUACGUAAAAGAAUUGAAAAAGAAUGAGUAAUGCCUUUAACCAAUGCACUCGUUUAUUGUGCGGAAGGAGCAAAUACAUCAUUAAUAUACAGGGUGUCCCAAAAGUCUCCAUGCACAGGGGAAAUUUAUAUUUUUUAG